CAGCAUUAAUCGCAUCAAGAGCGAGUCGCACCGCGUCGCGAGUUGCCAGUCCGCCGUCACCCCACAAUGCUCGCCCUAAGGACAGGGCGACAGGCCCUGCGGAGGGCACUGGCCGCCACUCCCUCCUCGGCCGUCACCUUACCCGGCUUCCUCGUCCCUGCGUUCCAGACGCCGACGGCGCGAAACUUCUCGGCGACGACACACCGGCCCUCCAAGCUUGGGAGGACACCGCUCUCGGUGCCGCCCGGCGUGGAACUCCAGAUAAGCGAACCGUAUAUCAAGAAGAACAUGACGUCGUAUCUGAAGACGUACAAGAGGAACAUCACAGUGACGGGGCCGUUGGGGACGCUGAACCUGGAGAUUCCCGAUUACAUCAACGUCAACCACGACCCGGCCGCUAGGAGGGUAGAGCUCAGCGUGAAGGACCAGAACCAGAGGAACCAGCGAGAGAUGUGGGGUACGGACCAUUGGAACAGACGAGCCGAGCAACCGGAGCAGGUGGGCUGACAGACCGAUCGAUAGGCACCACAUGGUCGUACCUUAACAACUACAUCAUGGGCGUGUCAGAAGGGCACACGGCCGUUCUCCGCCUCGUGGGUAUCGGAUACAGGGCGACGGUCGAGCCGCGGCCCGAGAUGGAGGAGUACCCCGGGCAACAAUUCGUCUGCCUCAAGCUGGGCUUUUCGCACCCGGUCGAGAUGGGCCUGCCCGAAGGCGUGAAGGCUAGCGCGCCACAGCCGACAAGAGUACUGCUCGAGGGCAUCGACAAGGA
Thermothelomyces thermophilus ATCC 42464 is the source of this 772-nucleotide messenger RNA. RefSeq lists its product as uncharacterized. The coding region runs from base 67 to 507 and encodes 146 amino acids. Gene Ontology annotation, molecular function: structural constituent of ribosome; rRNA binding. Gene Ontology annotation, biological process: translation. Gene Ontology annotation, cellular component: ribosome. Lineage: Eukaryota; Fungi; Ascomycota; Sordariomycetes; Sordariales; Chaetomiaceae. The transcript is spliced from 2 exons. The record is from RefSeq and is a predicted model, not a curated record.